Pocillopora verrucosa is the source of this 2699-nucleotide messenger RNA. The record is from RefSeq and is a predicted model, not a curated record. NCBI's taxonomy places the organism in Eukaryota, Metazoa, Cnidaria, Anthozoa, Scleractinia, Pocilloporidae.
ACAGGAAAACAAACUAUAUUGUUGGCUCGCUUUCGCUCUUGUUUCUUCGUGAGAAAAUUUUCGCCUCGUCAUUCGUAAAUUUUUCCAAGAUGUGGAUCCAGCUCCUCGGAUUUUCCUGUCUUCUAAGUUUUCUUGAAGCAGAAAAGAACCCUUCUAAUUUUCCAGAAUGUAAAGUUAUGAGCACUGUUGCCAGUCAUUUAAAAGAAGAGAUAAAGAUAGCCCUGCAAAAAGAUGCUGUUUGCCAACGAAACAUACAUUGUACAGGAGUGAACUGCACUUGGUCAGGUGGGGGUUCCCUUGAAGUUGAUUUACAACACUGUAAAGAUCCUGUCUACUAUCAUCUUUUCCUAAAUGUUCCAAGCAAGGGCAUAAGAAACAAAGGUGUUCAACUGAAGCAGGGUAAAAAGUUCAGGGUUUAUAAUGAUCCUCACAUAGGAGAAGUUUACCUACAUGUGAAAACACUGUCACGAAAAGAGAAUGUUAUAACAACCAACGUUGUUUGGGAAGUUUGUCCUCCUAUAGUGAGUUGCCGUACAUUAACUGUAGUGGACAAGGAAUUUUGUGUGAAAAUGCAAAGCUGCCCAGGAUUCAAUACAAGUACAACUCAUUACAAGCCAUGUGGUACUGCACCUGAACCGACAGGUCAUCCCUCAGGUCCUCACUCUGAAACGAGGAAAAGAUAUUCAACAGAUCAUCCCACAGGUCCCCACUCUGAACCGAGGAAAAGAUAUUCAACAGGUCAUCCCACAGGUCCUCACUCUGAACCAAGGAAAAGAUAUUCAACAGGUCAUCCCACAGGUUCUCACUUUGAAGCAAGGAAAAAAAAUUCAACAGAUGAUUCAUCUUUAUCCACAGCAGCCAUCAUUGGCAUCAGCGCAGCUGGACUUGUAGCCAUCCUUGUGGUGAUUGGUACAGUUGUUUACUGGAAGAAGUAUCACCACCGUUCACGCCUGCGUGCUGCAUACUACAAUGAUAUCUCCAUGCAUGACCCUCUGUAUGAAGACUUUGGCCCUGAAGUUGCAUAAUUGAGAAGUUUUGCUUUGCUAUGUGACAGUGACACAGCUACAGUCAGCAUGGAUGUUUUAAUGCAAUCGACAAUCUUCAACAAAAUGAUUGAGGCAGCCUUCCAUUUGACUUGAAAAACAGCCAAUCCAUAUAUUCUGUCUCCAUUCCCCUACCGUGUGACAAAGUUGAUACUUUGUGGGUACCGUACUUAGUGUGCUCAUAUCUUCAUAGUGAACAGGGCUAGAAGGAUUGGGUCAGGGAAAGUAACAAAGUGAAUUCAGUGGUUCAGUCAACUGUACUUUAUUUCAUAAAUGAAACUUGAAGGCAAAAUUUUCAAACAUUUUGUGGAAGAUUGUGGGAAGUACUGUUCUUCGUGCUUGUUUCAACUUUCUUUACCUUUCCCUUUUUAUUGUUGUUGUUUGUUAAGGCAAAGGUUAUUUUUUGCUUUCUUUGUAAGAUAUGAUUAUAGAAUAGCUGGUGUUGUGGUGUAGGUAUCGAUUAAUGUGUUUUUAUUUAUCUAUUUCUUAAUCUUUGAUUUUGGUUCUCUUGUCAUCUGGUUAUCACACCAUUUUGGCGCACGCAUGGUCUUGAAUUACAGCCUACUGUUACAGUAGUUGUUUCACAGCAAAGUACAGAUAUCACACCUUGAUGUGCUCUAAGGCUUAACUAGCAAAGCGAGGCUGAGAAUAUUUGAAACUUGGCUGCUGGCUAAAGCUAUUAAUGAUAAAGCUGGCCAUAUUUAAAUGUAAAAUGUUAAAUUUGUCAAAUUUCACUAAAAUAUUAUAAGGGUAUGUAGUAGUUGGUACAGAAACUGCAUGUAAAAUAGUUCAUAAUCCUUCCAGAUUGAUAUAAUAUCUCCGUGUGAGGAAGGAUUGACCUUCCAUUUUGUGAGGGUUGGGAGGAUAGUUAUAAACAUUUCGGCAGCCAUCUGUUCGUUCAAUUGAGAAGUUUGCGUGAUUAGUGUUACUGGAUUUUGUCACGCAAGUGAACUGCGCACCUACCCCUCCCCUAACCCAACAUUAACCCUAACUUUUUACCAGUUGACUGUUAUUGGGAUAGGGGAGUGGUAGGUGCGUAGUUACUCAGAUACUGGCAUUAAUUCUUGUCAGUUAUAUAGAACACUUCUUCCUUAACCCUUUAACUCCCAGAAGUGAUCAACAUGAAACCUCUCUCUAUUACAUGCUCACAUUGUCCAGCAAAAUGCUAGUGAGAAUAUUCUAACUUAUCAGGUAGAAGUUAUCUUGAUCUAACACCAAAUUCUCAUAAUUUAAUUUACAAGGAUACCUGUAGCAGCUAGAGGGGAGAAUUGAAAAUUAGAUCUUGGGAGUUAAAGGGUUGAAGCUGCAAGCUUAUCUGAUGGUUAAAAUAAUUUAGAAUGAACGAAGUUGUGCAACUUUCUGUUACCUUGAUCGCACAAUAUUUAGUGCUGCAAUACUGUGAUGAAAUAGCGUAGCUCGAGGAGAUUAGUGAUGGAAGCUGAUCAUGAGUGUCUUAGUAAUGCGUUUAUACUUUUUUUUUUGUCAGGCAGUAGCUAUUUUUAGUACCUGGUAAGCUGGAAAUGUAAACAUGUACAUAACUUUUACUUAUAAACGGGUUCGGAAACUUCCUUAGGCGACGAACGUGUGAAUUCUAUCGAUGUUUUUAAUGUUGAAUUUUUGGAAGUAAAUCAAUAAACGUAGCCAUGAUACACUUAA